CCGAUACUGACCAAUAAACGCUCCCGGUCGCGACACGACAUCGCGCCGCCACUGUCGUCAUCGCGCCGCGACACGCGGGCCAUGGCGGCGCUGUGGAGGGGCUGCGGGCGGCUGCUGGCGCGGCGCCCCGGGGCGGCACAGGCGCUCACGGCCGGGGCCCUCAUGGGAGCUGGGGAUGUGAUCGCACAGCAGCUGGUGGAGCGGCGGGGGCUGCAUGGGCACCAGGGCACCCGCACCCUGAAAAUGUUGGCCAUUGGCUUCUGCUUUGUGGGCCCUGUUGUGGGCAGCUGGUACAGGAUCCUGGAUCGGCUCAUCCCGGGGAACACAAGAGUCGUGGCUGUGAAGAAGAUGGUUCUGGACCAGGGGUGCUUCGCGCCGUGUUUCCUUGGCUGCUUCCUGGCCAUCACAGGGGCCACAAACGGGCUGUCAGUGCAGGAUAACUGGUCCAAGAUCCAGCAGGACUACACAGACGCCCUGAUGACCAACUACUGUAUCUGGCCGCCCGUGCAGAUUGCAAACUUCUACUUCGUGCCCCUGCAGCACAGGCUGGCUGUUGUCCAGUGCGUCGCCAUCAUCUGGAACUGCUACCUCUCCUGGAAAGCAAAUCAGAUGUGAGGCAGAAGCCAUGUCCCACCCCUGUCCCCAGCCUAUGUGCUGCCUCACCCUGCUGCACCUCUGGAGCCCUUUGAGUGGGUGCCUGUGGCUGUGGCCAGGCUGAAACAGGCAGGGUGCUGGCAGCAGCUGUCCCGCUCUGUCCUUGGGGAGACACCAUCACCACAGCCCCCACUGCCCCAGGGACACACUGGGGAGAAGAUGGUGCCAGGUCACCCCAAGACAGACCUGGAGUGGCUCAGGCUCCAUUUCCAGAGGCCUGGAGUGGCUCUGGCUCCAGCUCCGGCUCCAGCUCUGACUGUACCGGGUGGCAGGCAGCUCUGUCUGCAAUGUGUUUCUCCAUCAUGCUCAAUAAUCUCCUGGCCCCUGCCUGCACAGAGUCCUUGUGCCCCAUGCAUCACUCUGCCCUUCCCCAUGGUGCAGCCCUGGAGGAAGGAGGAGUGGGAGUACCACUGGGCCAGGGCUGGCCCUGAGCUGGCAGUACCAUGGGCACAGAGCUGGGGUCACUGCAGUCUGGGGGUGCUUCCCCUGAAAACGGGGUUUGCUGUGGCUCCAAUAAAUGGUAUUUUCCACUCUUGA
Myiozetetes cayanensis is the source of this 1191-nucleotide messenger RNA. It is a transcript of the gene MPV17, whose product is annotated as mitochondrial inner membrane protein MPV17. The record is from RefSeq and is a predicted model, not a curated record. The transcript has 7 exons. Bases 82 to 615 code for a protein of 177 amino acids. NCBI's taxonomy places the organism in Eukaryota, Metazoa, Chordata, Aves, Passeriformes, Tyrannidae. Gene Ontology annotation, cellular component: membrane; cytoplasm.